AUGAUUUGGCUUAUGGUCGGGAGUGUGUGGUGCUGGGAAUCGGAGGACUGCAUGGAUGAAGCUCCACUGCUGUUCUGGCCAAUCUUCGUGUCGAGCAUUUUCGCAGGGCUCCGAGUUCUAUCAAACACCACACGUGCAUUUCUGUUUGCAUUACUGGCUCAAAGAGGAUUGCUAAAGGUAAAGCUGAUGGUUGAAGCUGCUUUUGGAGCAUCAUUUAGUUGA
Molecule: messenger RNA, 222 nt
Organism: Durusdinium trenchii
Lineage: Eukaryota; Dinophyceae; Suessiales; Symbiodiniaceae
Source: the annotation of a GenBank genome assembly